GUUACAUAAGUGUUCACGCGACAAAUAUUCGUUGUUGUUGACGUCGUUGUUUCAUAUUUUCUCUUCAUUUCAUUUAAAUGCCACUCAAUACCUUUCCCCCGUCUAAACUGCGUCUGAAAACAGUAAAAUGUUGGCCAAUUUGUAGAACAAAACACUAGCUCACAGAGAGAUUUGCCAGACUGCACAUGCUAGGAGAGAGAGCGUGGAGUGUGAGUCAAAUACCUGUUUAUUACCUCGUUAAUAAAUCCCGUUCGACCUUGGUUCACAAUCGUCGCAAUGGAUUCAAAUACAGCGGAUGUCACAAGUCACAAGGUGCUGAGAAGGCUUUUUCAAGAUGGCGGACAAAGUACCAUCUAUACGUCUGAACAGCGGCUAUGACAUGCCUAUGCUUGGCAUAGGGACCUUCAACAGUUUCCGGCAAAACGAGGUUGGUGACGCCGUAAAGGCUGCAAUAGAGAUUGGAUACCGCCAUAUUGACACAGCCUGGCUCUAUCAAACGGAACCGGAAAUCGGGGUCGCCAUUAAAGAACUGAUAAAAGAAAGUAAAGUAAAGAGGGAAGAGCUUUUCAUUGUGACAAAGAUGUGGGUUCACUGUCACGAACCAGAUCAGGUGGAGCCAGCGUGUCGGAUGUCCCUGGAGGCCCUAGACAUGGAUUACAUAGAUCUGUAUCUCAUACACUUUCCAAUUGCUUUUGCUGACGAGGAGAUGACCAAGCCGACCAUGACGGACUACCUGGACACGUGGAGAGCCAUGGAGAAGCUGGUGGACAAGGGCUUGGUCAGGUCUAUCGGCGUCUCCAACUUCAAUAAACAACAACUGGAGAGGAUACUCAAAAUGGAGGGUCUCAAGUACAAGCCUGCGAACAACCAGGUGGAGAUAUCACCAUAUCUGGCUCAGGAAGAACUUCUACAGUUCUGUCUCAAGAACGGCAUCUCAACCACUGCCUUUGCUUCAUUCGGGGCGCCGGGACAGAGCUAUAUAACCAAGGAUGCUCCAAAGACCCUUGAAGACCCGACCAUUGUCGACAUUGGAAGGAAAUACAACAAAUCUACAGCUCAGGUGAUCCUCAGAUGGGGCAUGCAGAGAGGUUUUGCUUUGGUUCCCAAGAGUACGAAUCCUGCUCGUCUGGCCCAGAACAUGGAUGUAUUUGACUUUAAGCUCAAUGAGGAGGAUAUGAAGGCAAUGUUAGCUCUGGACAGAGGCUACAGAAUCAACGUUCACAAGUACAACACAUGGAAAGAUCAUCCCUUCUAUCCCUUUGAGAAGUGAACUAGCACGGCACGGAAGAUCACACAGUCAGACAAUCGACGACGGUCAGAGUAUUGUCUGCAACUGUUGUCCCUUAUAUUUGUGUGAUCGUCUUCAGUGUGGAACAAACACACGUUGAAUAUAAUUACAGGUGUGUCAUAAUGAUGUUGCAUAAUUACGACGAAAGAUGAAUGUAAAUCACGUACAUACUGAUUCAUUCAUCGGUGUAAUGAUGUAGCAUUUUGUUCUUGAUUGCUUUAAUGCCUGGAUUUAACGUAUUGCAAAAUUAAAGCAUUCAUAAGAUUCAGAUGGACAAAGUAGGAAAAGGGUUACUGUUGUCUGGCCUAGGUUAGAUGAUGGCAACGUAAAUACAAACCUACAGCUUACCAUAAUCUAAUCAAGGUCAGUCAACAGUAACCCUCUCCCUACUUUGCCCAUCUGGCUUCAUACCUAUCAUCUGUAAUCACAACUAUCAGUAAUGUAAUCACGAUGUACAUCAACUUCCUCAAUUGUAUUAACUCGAAUGUCCUUCAUGUACAUAUUCCCAAACUUGCUAUUAAAGUGGUGUUGUGCUUGAUGAUGUGUUAGUGUUUGCAGAGAAACAACGUCGCAUCUAUUGCAAGGACUUGUCAUUUCAUAAAACUUCUUUUUCGCC
Haliotis rubra (blacklip abalone) is the source of this 1904-nucleotide messenger RNA. RefSeq names its product aldo-keto reductase family 1 member B1-like. Gene Ontology annotation, molecular function: aldose reductase (NADPH) activity. The record is from RefSeq and is a predicted model, not a curated record. Gene Ontology annotation, cellular component: cytosol. NCBI's taxonomy places the organism in Eukaryota, Metazoa, Mollusca, Gastropoda, Lepetellida, Haliotidae. The transcript is spliced from 11 exons. The coding region runs from base 335 to 1270 and encodes 311 amino acids.